Molecule: messenger RNA, 1837 nt
Organism: Cololabis saira (Pacific saury)
Lineage: Eukaryota; Metazoa; Chordata; Actinopteri; Beloniformes; Belonidae
Gene: tsnaxip1
Product: translin-associated factor X interacting protein 1
Exons: 7
Coding region: 192-776 (194 amino acids)
Source: RefSeq, a predicted model, not a curated record
ACCGCUAUGUCUUUGACUGUUUCAUCAGUGCAUUCCGGACUACGCAUUACGAACGCCAACCCCUUUUUUCUGCCAUCAAAAAGGAAUACGAAAAUACCUUAGCACUUCAACGGGAGCGGGCUCAGAUUGGGGCGAGAAGAGAAAAGAAGAGAAAAGAGAAAAGCAACAGCUUCAGAGGGGUCAUUGAGGCCAUGGAGGAAAGAAAGAAGACCAUGCCGACAGUGGUGGACCAUUUGCAGUCAGGGCUGUCCAGCUGUUAUCUGGAGUACCAGGACGCUUCCAGGUUGCUGAUUCAGCGUCUCAGUGAACUGGGGGGAAACUCUGUGACGACAGAACGCCCUGCAGAUGAAAAUACAGAAGGUUUCAAAAACCCUGUAGGACUGCAGCUGGCCCCCAAGGUGUGUCGGGAAGAAUUGAAAAAAACCCAGGAGGAGCUCAUCAGCAUUAAAGCAGACUACAGGGUUCUACAAUGCAGCUUGGAAACCUUGAACCAAAACCACGAGCAGACUCUGCUGCAGCUGAAGACACUGCAGGGGGACGUUGAGCAGCUGGAAAGUGACUAUGACACCCUGCUGCAGUCCCACAAAAGAAACGGUGUGAAGACCAAGACAUAUGUCUCCACUGCUGUGCAGGUGGACCUUUUGCAGUCAGGGCUGUCCAGCUGUUAUCUGGAGUACCGGGACGCUUCCAGGUUGCUGAUUCAGCGUCUCAGUGAACUGGGGGGAAACUCUGUGACGACAGAACGCCCUGCAGAUGAAAAUACAGGGAGGCCCUGAAGACACCAAAGCCAGAUGAAGGGGUGGCUCAACAUGUGGCUGAGGUUGAAACUGAAGUAGGUGGCAGUAGUGACGGCCUCCUAUCUGAGACUCCACCGUAAAGCAGCUGGAGUCUCAAAUCCGAAAUGUGAUGCACAUAUUACCUUUAGCCACUUUGAAGUCCUUGGUCUCCCAGUUGGAGAAGAUGUUGAGUUCUGGUCAGGACUGUGGGCUUCAUAGCGACUACAAAAUGUGGAUUCCAUUUUUUACGUACUCUUGACAGAUUAAAAUCCUAUACCACACCUGCAAACUCUACUUUCUCAACCAGUACAAAUGUGAGGCUUCAUCAUUUAUUUUAAUCCGAGAAAAUUAAGAGGUAUGUAAUAGAUUUAUUGAUGGGAAUUAAUUUAAUCAGAUAUUACUGACUGUUACUACACUGUACUAUCAUGUUACAAGUGGAUGGUCGCGCAGUAGUAAUGCAGAAAAAUAUGCAACUGAAAGGUUUUUAAGUGCCAGAAAAAAAAGUAAGCUUUGCCAAAUUAGUUAAACAGUUUUCCUGUGUUGAUGCUGUCUAGAAUUACCACAGGAAUGGAUGGGUUAUAGCUAAUUAUUAUACCAUCUAGUUUCCAAAUAACAUGCCAAAUUAAUGUAAAUAUAAAGUGAUGAUUCAAAUAUUUUUGUCAUGGUUUAUAGGUUUUUCAUUUGACUUGUUUUAGUGUUUAUUUUCCUCUUUUGGAAUUCCUUAUUCUGUUAUUUAGUUACUUUGCACCUUUUUCAUUUUGAAAUGUGUUCACAUUCUGCAGCAUACAUCUACUUGAUUUUUUUAGGGUUUCUCUGGCGUGCAUUUUGUGUCAUUUUGCUUCCACACCAGAACAGUUUGACUUAAGAUAAAUGAGAAGUAUAAAAAAGAUAUGUUUUAAACUUUUUUACUGUGUUUUUGUGACUUGUUAAUUAUAAAAGUAAAAUGCAGGAGAAAAUAAUACAUUUCGCCAGAAAAGCCUCUCCUGGAUAUUAGAUUAUAAUUAAUUGUAGACUAUUCUAGAUUUUGAACAAUACAACCCCCAAGAAAAUGGGGGUUAAAU